This is a messenger RNA of Penicillium cosmopolitanum, 2205 nucleotides long. RefSeq lists its product as uncharacterized. Bases 1 to 2205 code for a protein of 734 amino acids. Gene Ontology annotation, molecular function: aconitate hydratase activity; 4 iron, 4 sulfur cluster binding. The transcript is spliced from 3 exons. The record is from RefSeq and is a predicted model, not a curated record. Lineage: Eukaryota; Fungi; Ascomycota; Eurotiomycetes; Eurotiales; Aspergillaceae. Gene Ontology annotation, biological process: tricarboxylic acid cycle. Gene Ontology annotation, cellular component: cytosol; mitochondrion.
AUGCUUGCAACUUCUAGCGCAUAUCCGUCUAAAAUCCUCGGGGUCGACUACAACAAUCAACUCGCGGUCCUUUACACUUUGAAGAAGCAAUCAAAACGUCCAUUGACAUUGACCGAGAAACUACUCUAUAGCCACUUGAUCGUGGAUGGAGGCCGUGAGUGGGACCUGGAGAAAAUCGAUCGCGGAAAGACUAUACUUGAGCUUCGACCAGAUCGUAUUGCCUGUCACGAUGCCACUGCUACGAUGGCUCUGCUUCAAUUCAUCAGCGCCGGUCUUCCCCGUGUGAGAACCCCAACGACAGUACAUAGCGACCACCUUAUUAUUUCCGAGAAGGGCGCAACGGAGGAUCUACAGCGCGCUGCGUCGGAACACGCAGAGGUUUAUGACUUCCUCAGCAGCGCGUCAAGAAAAUAUGGCAUUGGGUUUUGGAAACCUGGUUCAGGAAUCAUCCACACUGUGAUUUUUGAGAACUACGGAAUGCCUGGUGGAUUGAUUAUCGGAACUGAUUCGCACACACCGAAUGCUGGAGGAUUGGGAAUGCUUGGUAUUGGAGUUGGAGGCGCUGAUGCUGUGGAUGCUAUGUCAGGAAUGCCAUGGGAACUCGUUGCUCCCAAGGUGAUUGGUGUCAAUCUGACAGGCACUCAAACACUGGGAGCAACGGCAAUGGCCACUAUUUGCAACAUGUCGGCAGAGAUCGGCUCUACAUCUUGCAUCUUCCCCCACUCACCAGCAAUGGGUCGUUACCUAUCAGCGACAAAGCGCGAAUAUGUGGCACAGGCGGCCAACGAAGUGCGGGAUGUUCUUCUCACAGCCGAUGAAGGAUCCCAAGAAUACUAUGAUCGCAUUAUUGACAUCGAUCUCUCUACCCUCGAACCGCACAUUAACGGCCCAUUUACGCCUGAUCUUGCCCAUCCACUAUCACAGCUCAAAACUGCCAUCGCUAAACAGGACUGGCCAAUCGACCUGAGCCAUGCCAUGGUUGGCAGCUGCACAAACAGCUCGUACGAAGAUCUUGAUAAAUGCAGACAGCUUAUCCGACAAGCCAAGGCUGCAGGGACUCUUAAGUUCAAGGUACCAUUCCUGUUGACACCAGGUAGUGAGCAGAUACGCGCAACCGCCGAAGCCGACGGCAUCCUGGGUGAAUUGAGGGAGGCCGGUGCCAUCGUGCUUAGUAGCUCAUGUGGACCAUGCGUUGGAUCAUGGGACCGCAAGGAUGUGGACGUCAAGGGCAAAGAGAAAAACUCGGUUAUUUCCAGUUUUAACCGCAAUUUUAUCGGUCGGCAUGACAGCAACCCUGCCACUCAUUCAUUCGUGACUUCGCCAGAAAUGGUUACGGCCUUCGCUUACUCUGGUCGGCUUGACUUUAACCCCAUCAUCGACGAAGUCAUCGGAUCCAGAUCGUCGUUCAAAUUCGAGGCCCCAAUUGACCAGGAGCUACCACGGCACUUCGAAUCUGGCAUGGACACAUUUCAAGAACCACCCGCUGACGGCUCCUCCUUUUCAGUUUCUGUGGACCCCAAGUCGGAUCGUUUGCAGCUAUUGAAGCCAUUCGACAAAUGGCAGCCCGGUAGUGCCAACGACAUGGAGAUUCUUAUCAAGGUUUCUGGAAAAUGCACAACGGAUCACAUUUCACCCGCAGGCCCAUGGUAUAAAUAUCGUGGCCACCUUGAGAACAUCAGCAACAACAUGCUUACCACCGCAACGAAUGCCGCUCUCCCUAAUGACCCGCAGUUACUUGGACACACCAGAAACCCUCUGACAGGAGAGGUAGAUGUCGUACCGGAAGUCGCUCGGCAAAUGCAAAAACAAGGUGUAUGUUGGUGCAUCAUCGGCGAUAAUAAUUAUGGUGAAGGUAGCUCUCGCGAACAUGCAGCACUUGAGCCACGAUUUUUGGGAGGAACGGCGAUCAUCGCACGCUCGUUUGCACGCAUUCAUGAGACGAAUUUGAAGAAGCAGGGCAUGCUUCCACUUACGUUCGAUGAUCUUGCAGAUUAUGACCGCAUCGCGGAUGGAGAUCGAAUCUCCUUGAUUGGAGUUGAAGAGGGUGAGCUCCAGCCCGGCAAGUGCGUCACUAUGAACGUAAAUAGCAAAGAUGGCUCGACCUGGGAGGCGCGGCUAAGCCACAGCUUCCACCAAGGGCAGCUUGCUUGGUUACGGGCUGGUAGCGCUUUGAACCAUAUCAAGACCAUAACAACUGCCAGAUAG